UUCCAAUAGGUGGCCGUAACGUGCACAACAAUGGCAGGUGCUCGCUGAGAUACUAGACGGGGUUUUCACAGCCUGAAUAUUGUCUGCGACAGCGAUAUGGAUAGACUCAGUAUCAUUUCCGGGGCUCUGUUCUUCACAGCAGAUGUGUUUGCUGUGAUAAGCCUUGCGUUACCGAACUGGAUUGUAUCAGAUAUCGGAGGUCGUACGUAUAUCGGUUUGAUGGAGUCCUGUCUGAGUAACUACAACCAGCCCCAGACGUGUUUCACAACAAGUCCACUGAGACUUGAGUGGUUGCUGACCUUCGUGUGUAUCAUCUUGGGCAUACUAUGUAUAACAACUACCAUCAUACUUCUCAUCAUGUCUCACUGGAAGUACCGCAUCAUGAAGCACGCUCGGUGGCUCGGCUUUAUAGCAAUGGUACUUUUCUGUAAAGCAGCAGUGAUUUUCCCAAUUGGCUUCAACAUGGAACAGAUCGGAGGGAAGGCUUACCAAUUACCGAACAAUUACCAAGUGGGGAUCUCCUACAUAUUCUUUGUGCUGGCACUGUGGAUAACGGUUGUCUCCGAACUUUUUGCCAGCAAAGUGUGUCUGCCGCAUUUUUAAAAGCUGAAUAGUGCUAUAAUUGUCGUGAUCUGAUGAGCUACGAUCACAGUGAGUCUUUCGCUAUAUUUAACUUAGGCCAUAUGACAGAUAUGUCUGUUUAAACUUCAUUAUUAUUAUAUAUUAAAAUUGAUGUUGAUUUCACAAUGGUCAUGCUACUUAUUACAAACUAUCUUACAGUUAGUUGGAAGAAUUUGGAUGAGCAGAGUUGUUAGGCCAUGGGUCACUUGUAUAAAACAUCUCAAAGUUAAGGAAAAUCUCAAGCAAUGUAUUGUCUAUGGGAAAUCUUAGACUUGAGAAAAUCUCAAGAGUUGAGAUGUUUUAUACAAGUGGGCCCAGGUGUAUACUAUUUUAUAUUUCGAGUCUGCAGGCAGAUUUUGCAGUAUUCAUUAGACAGACUUUAUAUUUCCAGAAUAAAUAUCGAAAAUGUUCACCUACAUAAGCCCUAGCCUGGCAUCAAAUCUACUGGCCCGGAGUGUUGGGCUAUUGAAAGUGUACAUCCUUUGAAUCAAAUUUAUAGUCCCUAUUCAGGAUGUUCUGAAAAUCUGAAAAGGUUGUAUGAUAAACUUGCAUUAAUGUAUAAAAUGUUUUGUAAGUAAUUGUCAUAUGUUAAAAGAAAAGUGUGAGUUGAUGUAUUAAAUCCUUGUACGUGUAUUAACUUCAUACACUUUUAAUUACUUGGUCAGUAUAUAAGGCCGUAAUAAAUUAACUUUUUGGUUCUGAGGGGAUGUACACAUUUCUGUUGAAUUUGCCAAACUACUCUUUUUAAUGGUUAGGCGAGGGAAAUAUGGAAGUUUGUGAAAUUUCUCUUGAAAUUUAUUCUACGUAAAGAAAUCAAUGGUAAUUAGAUAAGGGAAAAAUAUCAAAGUAUCUGAAAUAUAUCCUAAAAUAGAAUCCACUAUCAAGUUUUCUUGAUCAACAUUUUAGAACCAAAUUGAAGCAAAUCAGAAAACACUCCAGCAAGAUUUAGUGUCACUCAAUUUUUAGGCUCUUCCAAAAACAAGUAAACAAUUUUGAUUGUUUUGAGCACAAUAGUUUCCCCUAUAUGACAUUAUAUCUGAGAUGGAAAAACAAAUUUCACUGCGUAUUGAGAACCAAGUACUGGCAAGUAGUUAAUUUUGUAUGGCCUAAUCAUUGCUUACUACCCCUAUAUCAUUUAUGGUGUAUAUAUAAAAACACAAUUGUAAUAUUAUACUUUAUAUUAUUUGACCUAACAGUGUAGUGCUAUUUAGAUGAUUUUAUGUAUUUCGAAAACUUGCAAUUCAUUACCGGUAAUUAGAAUUUAGAGUGUAUAACAUUGUGCAAGAGUUAUUUCCCUUUUGUUGCUUUAACGGAAACAAAUUGUGUGUUAAUUAACCCUUUCACCUCUGUUAUACCAUAAUGGACUCAUCCAUAUCAAUGUAUGGUAGAGUCUACACAGGUUACAUAGGGGUGAAAGGGUUAAUAUUUUGCUUUGUGAAUAACACAGAAGACAAAAGCUGCCAGUAUUAAAAAAGUUGUUUGUUAUCUAAGGCCAGUGAUCUUAUGUCAUACAUUACAUUUUUUUGAUAAAAUCAUGUUAUGUCAAAUAAGACAUUCUCUCAACAUAAGUGUGUUCUUUCUAGGUAGGUUUGAGUAUGAAAGUUUUACAAAACAUACCAAUAUCCAUUGUUUUUAACAUUUUGUACCCCCCGCCCCCCC
Messenger RNA from Mizuhopecten yessoensis (Yesso scallop), 2280 nucleotides. RefSeq lists its product as uncharacterized. The record is from RefSeq and is a predicted model, not a curated record. Gene Ontology annotation, cellular component: ciliary membrane; Golgi apparatus. The coding region runs from base 97 to 603 and encodes 168 amino acids. Gene Ontology annotation, biological process: negative regulation of smoothened signaling pathway. NCBI's taxonomy places the organism in Eukaryota, Metazoa, Mollusca, Bivalvia, Pectinida, Pectinidae. The transcript is spliced from 3 exons.